AUGGAGAAUCAAUGUUUAAAAUGGUACGCUUUAAACGGUACAGAUCGAGAAAGUUAUCUUCAUCUCGUGGGGCUGAUCUCUUUUACCAUUGGGAUCGUUGAAGCAGUGGUCUUCCUCUUGCUAGCUCUCCUUUUACCUAUCGGUUGCUUGGUAAGCUUAUUUUGCAUUAUCUAUAUUAUUCAUCUGAAAUUCGUGUUUAAACCUUUAAUUGUAAGAUAUUCGACAUAAUCACAUCGAAACGACAUGUUCCACGCGCUCCUAUUAUGAUCGACCCUAAGGGGUUUACAAUCAACGAUCUGAUCAUGCUCAACGUGAAACAGAAAAAAUCUCCGACCACCACCCAGGUCCGAGAAUGUGGAAGUACCAACGUUCUGUCGAGUUCUGCUGUUCUUCUUCCACCGACUCCAACCAAGCCCAUGAAACGGCUGAUUGAUUUGCAAUUCGAAGCGGCCAAGGUCAAAGAAACUGAGGAUCCAGUGAAUGUUUUAUACAUCGAAGAGUACAAGGACAACUCUUAUCUGGCCUCAAACACGGAAGUCGAGUUGACCACAAAUAUGGAACAAGUUCGAGAAUCGACAGAGAAAGAGAGUAACAGUGCGAUGGGUAAUAAUACUCCCGCUUGA
Messenger RNA from Bursaphelenchus xylophilus (pine wood nematode), 623 nucleotides. Lineage: Eukaryota; Metazoa; Nematoda; Chromadorea; Rhabditida; Aphelenchoididae. The record is from the annotation of a GenBank genome assembly.